This is a messenger RNA of Stereum hirsutum FP-91666 SS1, 1278 nucleotides long. Its product is annotated as NADH:flavin oxidoreductase/NADH oxidase. The coding region runs from base 1 to 1278 and encodes 425 amino acids. The transcript is spliced from 8 exons. Lineage: Eukaryota; Fungi; Basidiomycota; Agaricomycetes; Russulales; Stereaceae. Gene Ontology annotation, cellular component: intracellular anatomical structure. Gene Ontology annotation, molecular function: NADP binding; NADPH dehydrogenase activity; FMN binding. The record is from RefSeq and is a predicted model, not a curated record.
AUGUCCACCAUAAGCAACGGCGUGCCUGGUCCAAGGGAACACUACCCUAUAUACCAGCAGGAGGUUGGUACGGUGCUGUCCGCGGAUAGUUCUCUACCCUUGUUAUUUCAGCCACUCAAAAUUCGCAACAUUCAGUUCAAGAAUCGGAUCUUUGUGUCUCCCAUGGCUCAGUGGAGCUCUGAUAAUGGACACGCCACCGACUGGCAUCUUGUUCACUAUGGCGGCCUUGCCACUCGUGGAGUAGGCGCAAUAUGCAUAGAAGCUACGGCAGUACUUCCGGAGGGCCGUGGAUCCGCUCCGGAUGCGGGCAUCUGGACCGACUCACAUAUAGAACCUCUCAAAAGAAUCGUCGAUUUCGCUCAUGCACAUGGGACUGUCAUCGGUGUGCAAUUAGUGCACUCAGGAAGGAAAGGGUCUGGGUACAGUCCGUGGGUGUAUAAGACGGCUGUAAGACCACAGCGACCUGUGAACUAUACUGCUGGAGCCGAUGAUGGAGGUUGGCCUGAUGAUGUAUGGGCACCAAGCGCGAUCCAGUUCUCCAAGGGUUAUCCAUGCCCGAAGGAAAUGGAUGAAGAACGGAUGAAGUACGUCGAGGAAGCGUUUGUAGCUGCUACCAAGCGCUGUGAAGCAGCCGGAUUCGACUUUGUCGAACUACACGGAGCUCAUGGCUAUCUGCUGCACGAAUUCUGCUCACCACUAUCCAAUCUCAGAGAAGAUGAAUAUGGCGGUACACUCGAGAACCGCUUGCGAUACCCUCUUCAAAUCGUUGAACGCUGCCGCGAAGUUUGGCCGUCCACAAAGCCUCUGUUCUAUCGACUGAGCGCCACGGACUGGUCUGAAGGACACGAGAAAGACGAGCAAGGCAGUUGGAAGCAGUGGGGUAUCGAACAGAGCAUCAUUUUGUCUGGCGAGCUGAAGAAGCGAGGAGUAGACUUGAUUGAUGUCUCGACCGGAGGUCUUUGGUCGAAACAAAAGAUCCCCGUCGCUCCGGGGUAUCAGGUGCAGUUCGCGGAGGCCAUCAAGAAAGCUCAUCCCGAUGUUAUCGUCGGUGCUGUCGGUCUCAUAGACACGCCGCAAUAUGCGGAGCAGGUCCUCGAGUCUCAUCAAGCGGACGUUAUUUUCCUGGGACGGCCGUUUCUUAGGAAUCCACAUUGGGCCAUUCAGGCGGCGGAAGAUCUGGGUGUGGCCGUGAAGCCGGCAAAUCAGUACGAGAGGGGGUGGCCGACGAUACGCGCUCCGAUGAUUUCUGUUGACCAUCAUGAUUGUUUGAAAAGGUAG